Hydra vulgaris (swiftwater hydra) is the source of this 1714-nucleotide messenger RNA. RefSeq lists its product as uncharacterized. The record is from RefSeq and is a predicted model, not a curated record. NCBI's taxonomy places the organism in Eukaryota, Metazoa, Cnidaria, Hydrozoa, Anthoathecata, Hydridae.
AAGAUUAAAAAAUAUAUUUUGAAGUCAAAGAAGUUAUGGAAACAAAAAUUCUUAUUUCGGUUUGAUAUCCACAUAAAUACAACGAUUAUAAUUAUGGCCACCUAUUCUAAUGGAAUGUUCAAUGCAGCCAGUUUGGCAGCUGGCAGGGAAAAUGCGAGCCAAAAAGAUAGAAAAAGAUUUGUCGCUAAACUCAAGAAGUUCUUUGAUUUUACUCUUUUUGGUUAGAAGUUUUUCCGUAUGCAAUGCUGAUAUUACAUUAUUUUCUUUGGUUGAAGAAAUAGAGGUUAUUAAAAAUCAUGUAUUGACAACAUUGCUAAGCUAUCCAAAAGAAUAUAUUAUUUCAUUUGAAAUAAAACCAACUUCUUAUACAAACUUAGAUUGGCAAAACAUACUUCAUUUUACUACUGGCAAUGAUAUAGGGUACGCUGAAAGAAAUCCAGCUAUUUUUCUUGAUACUAGAGGAAUUUUGUUUAUUAUGUCAGCGAUCAAUGGGUCUACUAUUGCAACGGAAUUAAUUACGAUACCGUUAAAUACAUGGACCAAAGUUGUAAUAUCACAGUUGUUAUUUGGAGAAAGUUACGUUUACACAAUUAGUGUGAAUAACAGUGUGUUUUACACAACAUUUAACAACGAUGCACGCAAUUUUUCAAACGUUAUUGUUUAUGCAUGUGAUAAUUGGUAUAUGGCUUUAAUUGGAACUAUACGCAGUAUUACUAUUAUUCAAGUAACUACAGAUGCAAUACCUGAACACGCAUUGCUUUACCAUCCAAAAUUGAUAAUCAAUUUCAAUGGUUUUUUGAAUAGCACUUUGUUGACUUUGAAUUUAACAAUCAAUACUGGUUCUCAGCUAAGCGAAAAUGUUUAUAAUUUGACGAUUGGGUAUUUAAUGCCAUCGUUUUUGAAGCUAACAUUGCAAAACUCACAGACAAGAUUUGUACGAGAUAUUUCGCGUUCGUAUUUCCAAUGCGAUGGUUUAACAGUGGUCAAUGAGUCAAUUAUUCAUAGUGUCAGCGCCAUUGUAAUCAUUUCAAAUAUUCCCAGUAAUCGACAAUUUACUUUAUCGGUUCCUGCUAAUAUCUCAUUUGAAAAUUAUGCCGGUACACGUUGGGUUGAGUUUAAAGAAGUUCGAAUUGAAGCUCAAUUUCCAGAAAAAACUCCACUGCUUAUACUGAAAAACGUUCUUCCAGAAAGUUAUGGGCGCGGUGUAUAUUGGGAUUCAACAAAUUUACAUAUAUAUGUUUGCAUGAAUCAGAAUGUUGUCAGUACAGAAACAGCAUGUUACUACUCUAAAGACGAAGGUAAACAUUGGAAAGAUUUAGAUAUUUGCGUAGGAUCUAUAAUUGGACAUCAUUCAAUAACAAGAGAACUCUACGCCGUUCAUAAAAACCGAAAAACCUACUUAAAGUUUCACGGCACUUACAAAAAGUGGUUGGCUUUAACUAACAAUGAUUAUUUAGAGCAGGUCCAUAGGUAUAUUGAAUCAAGUAGACGAAAAAACUUAGAAGAUGACAGCGAUCAAGUAUUUUCACUUGGUACAAAUCAAUGGAUGGGCAAUUAUUAUGGAUUAUUUGUUCGUAAACAUUCAACUGAAGCUUGGGUCCAAAUAGUAAAAUGGAAUAGACAAUAAAUUGACAACUUUAGAGUUUAUAUUUGCUAUAUUGUUAUAUUAUUGUAUGAGCUAUGAUAAAAAUAAAAAUUUUUAUAAAUUAUUUUA